Molecule: messenger RNA, 5052 nt
Organism: Phoenix dactylifera (date palm)
Lineage: Eukaryota; Viridiplantae; Streptophyta; Magnoliopsida; Arecales; Arecaceae
Source: RefSeq, a predicted model, not a curated record
GCCUUCCAGUCCAUGAUUCUUCUUCCUUCCCACCAUCCUUCAACCAGUAUCUCGUCCUUGUAGAAGUUGAAGCAAAAAAAUGGCAAUGGUCCCUGAUGCCUUCGUCUCUCGUUUGUGUUGGAUGCUAUUAUCCUAUGCAAAGGAAGAGGCUGCCAAAAUCUUGGGUGUGCCCGAGGAAAUCAAGAAGCUUCAUAGGAGGCUGAAGAGGAUGCAAGCCAUUCUCGCUGAUGUAGAGAAUAGACGCUUCGACAACGAGGCCAUCAACCUUUGGCUGAACGAGCUGCGAGAUCUCAUGUACGAUGCAGACGACAUCAUCGAUGAAUGCCGGAUCGAGGGCGAGAAGCUUCUCAUCUCAAACUCAUCCUCAUCUCGUUGUGGUCAGUCGGUACGUGGUUGCUACCCUCCUAUUACUUGCUGGCAUGAAGGUAGAUUCCAUCAUGAGAUUGGCCAUAGAAUUAGAAAUCUCAACCGUGAGCUUAAACAACUUGCCAAGGACAAACAAGAGCUCCAUCUUACACCUGCUCCUCAUGAUGACCGCUACAAGAGUAGAAUAAGCUGCAAGACAUCUCCUAUUAUCGAACCUGAUCUUGUGGGAGAGAAAAUUGAGGAUGAUACAAGGAGGUUGGCGGAUCUGCUGACAAAGGAAGAUAACAAAAAAAUCCAAGUCUUUGCCAUUGUUGGCAUGGGGGGGAUAGGCAAAACUACUCUUGCUCAGAACAUUUACAAUGAUAAGAAGCUUCGGGACAACUUCAACCCAAAGUCACAGAUUUGGUUGUGCGUGUCUCAAGAUUUCUUCGAGUUCGAUUUACUGAGAUCUAUCAUAAAGCAAGCUGGAGGUGAUCCUGGAGAGGCUAAGGAGAAGGGAGUGCUCGAACCCAUUCUUAGCCAAGUCAUCAUGAAUAAAAAAUUCUUCCUAGUCUUGGAUGAUGUUUGGGAUGCGCAAGUAUGGAAUGAGCUACUGAGAAAGCCCUUGCAUAGUGGCUCGGCAGAUAGUAGAAUUUUGAUAACAAGUAGACAUGAAGCCAUUGCUAGACAGAUGGGAGCAGUAUACAUCCAUAGGGUGGAGAAGUUGUCUCAAGAGGAUGGUUGGUCAUUAAUUUGCAAGAUGGUGUUUGAGGAAGGCGAGGAAGGAGAUAUGCACGAGUUAAGUGAUGUCGGGAUGAGAAUUGUAGAGAAAUGUGAUGGCCUUCCGCUUGCUCUUCGGACUAUUGGAGGGCUUUUGCGAACUAAGGAGAAAAGGCAUUCAGAAUGGAACAAAGUCCUUUCUAGUCCAGCAUUGUCUUUUACAAAACUUCCAAAAGAGGAGAUGGGCCCGUUGUACUUGAGCUAUCUGGACUUACCGCCUCCUCUGAAGCAGUGCUUCACUUCUAUUACAUUAUUUCCUAAGGACUUCCCAAUUCGUGGAGCUCCUUUUGGCAAUAGAUGUAUUGUCGAGGGCUUUGUAACAUCCGAAGACGAUACACCCUUGGAAGAUGUGGCAGAAGGGUAUUGGAAGGAGUUGGUGCAAAGGAACCUUCUACAAUCAGAUCCUCGAUAUUAUGAUCAAAAAGGUUGCAGGAUGCAUGACCUCCUGCGGUCUCUAGCUCAGCAUAUAGCAGGGGAUGAGUGCUUCGUCGGAGAUGCACGAGCAUUUGAAAACAAGAUCAUGUCCUCCUCUUCAUCGAUAAAACUACGUCGUUUAUCAAUUGUAGAUGGAAACUUGGAAACUAUACCUGACUUGAUCAUGAAACAAACAUCCUUGAGGACCCUAUCAUUCUUCCAUAUCCCACUUAUUCAUGAUCUUCCAGAAGAUCUCUUCAGAAAGCUGAGGAGUUUAAGGAUCCUGAAUUUACGUAAAAUAGCCAUCAACAAUCUCCCAACUUCUUUGGGAGAUCUUGUGCACCUUAGAACUCUUGAUCUCUCUAAUAGUUCAAUAAGAGAGAUACCAGAGAGUAUAGGGAAUCUUAGAAAUCUCCAAUUUCUGGUACUUGAGGACUGUAAAUAUUUGCACAGCCUCCCUAGCGGUGUCCUUAGGUUAAUCAAUCUAAAGGUUCUUGUUGUCGAGGGUGCACCACUUGAUGGUAUACCAAUAGGAAUAGGGAGACUGCGACAACUAAAUACACUAGUGGGAUUUGUGGUGAAUGUUAGCGAGGGCUGCAGAUCUAGAGUAGAAGAAUUGAAAUUCCUCUCCCAGCUCAGGUUUGUGAGCAUCAUCAAACUGGAAAGGGUAUCAAAUAGGGAAGAAGCAAGAGCUGCCGCACUCGAAGCCAAGCCCCAUCUCACAGAUCUAUUUCUGUAUUGCACGCUACCGAGCAUCUUUUUUGAUGUGCAGCAGCCUCGUGCAAAUGAUUACGAGGAGGAAGAUAUCAAUAGAAUAGGGGAGGUCUUCGAGGAGCUUCACCCACCGCCAUGCCUUGAAAAGCUUGAAAUCAAUGGUUACUUCGGCCGUGAGUUUCCCACCUGGAUGAUGACACCCUCCCCAUCAUUGCUCCGGAAUCUGCGAGUGCUGCAUCUGAAGAAUUGUGCUCUAUGCCAGCAACUUCCAUCCUUGGGAAUGCUGCCACAACUAGAUUACCUCUGGAUUGAAGGUGCUUCUGAAGUCACGAGCAUCGGGCCUGAAUUCUUAUUGCUGGCGGGUGGUAGUGCUGGUGUAAGAGGCCGGAAUGGAAGAAAAACAGACUACUUCCCCAAACUAGAGGAACUUGGAUUUAAAAACAUGCCUAAUUGGGAAGAAUGGUCGUGGCGGUGGGAGGAGGAGGACAACCAGACAACAUUGUUGCUACCUUCUCUCAAGUCUUUGACCAUAGAUGAAUGUCCGAAGUUGAGGUCUCUUCCGGAGAGCCUCCUCUGUCAUGCCACCGCACUGAAGGAGUUACGAAUUAGAAGUGCCCACAGCCUGAGAGAAAUACAAAAUCUCCCCUCUCUUACAGAAUUGAUCUUGAUUGAAAACUCAAGUUUGGAGAGAGCGUCCAACUUUCCUAGACUCAAACACCUAGAUGUUUAUGAUUGUGAGGAAUUGAAGAUUGUGGAGGGUGUGAAUGCCGUGGAGCACAUACAGCUCGAUGAUCGAGAAGCAGUCUCUCUCCCGGAAUGGUUAGCGAGUGCUGAUGAAGAACAACUGUGCUUCCCUUUCCUCCACAAGUUGACUCUCUCCAACAAAAUCUGUCGCCGAGGGCUGCCUGAUUGGCCUCUGAUUUGAUGACACAUCUUGAACCAAUCAGUUCCUCCUCUCUAUUUACAUCUGCUUUAGAAAGCAAAGAGAUGUGAGAUUACUUGCCAACUCCGUGGUACUCUGCACCAUUCUUGUCCUUUCAGAUUGAUAUCUGGGUAUAGGAUUGGCACAUUCUCCUGCAACACCAGUAUCUCUCCGUCUUCAACAGCAUCAAGCAACAGCAAUAAUGACAUGCAAAAAGAAGUUUGAGACGCCCAACAGACCAGCUUUAAGUCCUUGUUUCUGAAGGCUUCCGUCCAAGUGUAUUCGUAGCUGGGGUUCCAGCACAGUCAUAUAUAGCACAAGCAAUUACCCAUCUACGGCAAAGGAUUGAUGACAGCAAGAUACUGUUGUUCCAGUUCUCAUUGUUUCACAAGAUCAUUUAGCAUUUUUUGCCUCCCACUAAGAUCAUUAUUGACAUGCCAAUGCCCACAAGGUGAAUGGUGCAUCUUGGAAGAGAGAGAGAUUCUCUCCCAGCUCAAGUCCUUCAAGUAACAAAACAAUGUCCAAUGAGCUACCGUUCACUUGGGGUGAGUGGGAAAUUAGGAUGAAGAUCCUGGUAAGCUUUUGAGGAGCUCUACCCUCCACCAUGAAAAGUAUCUUAGCAUCAGAGAUUUGUAAUGUCCAAGCCAUGAAUUUGAACAGAACCUCUGUUAUUAGAUAGAAACAACGUCCGUCCAGGCAUGUAGUUGGAUCGUGAUCAUCAUUCUGGAGAACUUUUUUUCGUCGACUUUGUUGUAACCGAUGAUGUCUUUGCAGGGUAUGAUCCAACCUCAAAGUUUUUCCUAGAAGCAAUGAGACUGGAAGAUCAAGCACAGGGCAUGAAAAGCUGGAUUGGUUGUGAAGCAGUGUACAUACAACAAGUCGCUUGCAUUACCGAUCCUUCCUUGGAAAAUAAAAUAUCCCAGCAGUUUUGCAUUUCCCUUUUCCCUCAAGGAUAUUGUGUUAGAGGUAGUAAGACGGGAAUCACCUUCACACAAUCACAGAACCCUUCGAUGGUACUAGAAGGAACCCUUUCGACAGAGCACAACUUAAGAGCACCUGAUGCAGAAGCCUUGCAGAUACGAAGCAUGCCUCGUUCCUGAACAAUUUAUUCAGCGUGUCUGCUGUCUUGAUGAACAAGUUCGGAAGCAUUGGCUUCUGCUGGUAUCCCACCAAGCUCCAUGGAAUUCUUUGCACUUCCUGCACUGAAAAUCCUGUUACAACUUUUUAGAUGUUCGUUCUGAAGUUGCGAUGUAUUGCAUAUCAAAAUGAAUUUUGCACGUCAUCAAAUGUAGAGUUUCGGAAGAUGUCUGUAUCGAUAUUAUUGAGGUAUCACACCAUGUGGAAAACUCCCAUACACCCGAUAUGGUCUUGAUAUUAUUGUGUUGAGCUGAUUUCGCUCUUUGCCGGCAGCAUAAAUGGUACCGUAUCUGAAUAAAAGGUGGGAAAUAUUUCUGGGAUAGUUUUGCGGCAAUGUCUUUCAACCUGAGCCUGAGUCCUGCCAGUUUAGAUUGUUUUUUCUUUUUAUGUGUGUGUGUGUGUGUGUGUGUGUUAUGGCUAAGCUUUUUUGUGGGAUUAUUGAAUGUCUGUACCUUUGUUUCCCCAGUUAACAUUUGGAUGCAGGUGGUUUGGGUUGAUGCAAGAUUCAGCUUGGGCCCAAUAGUACGUGAAAUAUUCUUUGAAGUAUAUGAUUUAUAUCACAAACCCGAUGGGUUGAUGGAGCCGGUUAGACUGAAAAUGGAUGGAAUAUAGACCGGAUACUAAUAAAAAAAUUUGGGAAAAAUUAUACAACUAUAGACCACUACCUUCGUGUACUUGUGGACAUUGUACAUGUAAUGCAGUGGGAACUGUCAGUGAGGCCCAAUAGAAGGAUUAUGUGU